CAAUCCCUCUGCAGCAUUCAUAAAGAUGGCUGACAAGUUCAGAGUGUCAGUGAAACUCGCUGAGGACUUCUGUACCAUUGAAGAAUCAGCACAUGGCAGUGGAGCAGAUGGGCACACAGCUCUAGUGCCUCCUGUUAGAGCAGAAAGGAAAGUCAACCUUGUGAAGAUGAUGAAGAUCUUUGGUGUUCUCCUAGUGGUCGGCCUCGUAUCCCUUUCUGUUUACUAUUUCAUAAAAUUAAAUCACAAGGAGCAAGAGUUGGAAGAGUUAAGAAAUCCAAAUUACAUCUUGACCAGUAAGUACAGUGCUCUGUCUGAGGAUCAAGCUACCCUGCAGUCCGAAUACAAAAGAAGCAACAGUGGACUACAGAAAAGUCGAGAUAUGCUGAAGUCUGAAAGGAAAAAGUUCAGAGCUCUGCAGUCAAAGUACGUAACUCUGAAUGAGAAACAUGAUGAACUGACCAAAGGGUUUAGUAAUCUGAAAGAAACACUUGAUAACGUAACUUCUGAAUGUGUCAGAAACUACAGUGAUCUUCAUGACAGCCGAGAUACUUUACAGCUUGAAUGCAACAGAAACAAUAGUGAAUUGCAAGAAAGACUCUUUAAUGUAAGUUCUGAAUGUGUCAGAAACUACAGUGAUCUUCAUGACAGCCAAGAUACCCUGCAGUCUCAGUACACAACUCUGAAUAAGAAACAUGAUAAACUGACCAAACAGUACAUUAAUCUGCAGGAGAGAUUUGUUAACGCAAGUUAUGAAUUAAUAAGUGACAACACUGAUCUACAAGAAAGCCGA
Messenger RNA from Erpetoichthys calabaricus (reedfish), 790 nucleotides. RefSeq lists its product as uncharacterized. The transcript is spliced from 3 exons. NCBI's taxonomy places the organism in Eukaryota, Metazoa, Chordata, Cladistia, Polypteriformes, Polypteridae. The record is from RefSeq and is a predicted model, not a curated record. The annotation marks the transcript as partial.